Molecule: messenger RNA, 395 nt
Organism: Exaiptasia diaphana
Lineage: Eukaryota; Metazoa; Cnidaria; Anthozoa; Actiniaria; Aiptasiidae
Product: transcription elongation factor SPT5-like
Exons: 4
Coding region: 70-375 (101 amino acids)
Source: RefSeq, a predicted model, not a curated record
CUUGAAAAGCCGAACAAAAAGUCAGUUUUAGAAGGUUUUUUUAGUGUUUUAUUGCGGAAAAAGAGCGAAAUGGCCUCUAUGUCUGACAGCGAUGACUCCCUGCUAUCUGAUGAGGAGGGAGAAGACAUCACAAGGGAAGAUGAAGAUGAYGACGACGAAGAUCUUGAUGAUGAAGAUGAGGAUGAUUAUGAUGACGAGGAGGAGGAAGUAGAGGUCAAGCGUAGAAAACAUAGACCUAAUUCUGGGUUUGUCCUUGAAGAGGCAGAUGUUGAUGACGAUUAUGAAGAUGACGAGGAGGCAGAGAAAGGAUACCAUGACCUCAUUGAAACAGGUGACCAUGACGAACCAGAAGCUGCUGACUUGUCSGUAAGUUGAAUGCUCACCUUUUGAGAUUG